AUGGGUAUCCCGCUUGACUACACUCCUCCUGCAUCUCGCGCGCGUCCUAGUGCCGGGUCGGGUGUCCGCGUCUCUGCAGAGGCUGGUUCUAAACCGCCAACCGACCCAACUGCACCUGCUCGCUCCUCCAUUCGACGCAGCCCGCACCCGCAGUCCAGCAGAAGACUCAGCAGAUUGCAAACUGGUCGCCGCACUACCGCAGUCCGCGACCUGAGAAACCGACAUCUGAUCUUCGAUCCUGUCGCCCGGACUAUCGACCGAGAUCGCAGCAGUGACCGGGAGCUGCCACUCCCUCGCAUCGCCAGAAACCCGGUGGUAGACCAUACCACGGGCAGUCUAGACAGUGCGGAGGUGCCGGCAGGCCUCAGUCAUCGUGAGAUAGGCCGUCGGCUACUACGCGAUAGCGUCAACUAUGCCUCUCCCGGCCGACGCAUGAGGAUCCCGAGGGACCUGCAUGGCCAGGACAUACUCCCUCUGGCGGCCCCCAACUCUCUUCGAAACCGCCCGUCAUAUUCUCCCCGUUUUGCACCUGCCCAUCCCGAAGACGCCAGUCUUACUAACAUCGCAGAGGCCGAGGAUUCCUCUACCACGGAGGGAACCAUGGAUGCCAGUAUGCCUCUUCUGCGUCGCGUGGGACACCGCUCUGUAGCCACCGCACGGAACUCACCUUCAGCCAUACCUGCUCCCCCUUUCUCCCAGGCCGAAUCUGUCGUGUCUGCGGACGACGAAGUGCCCGAUGUAUCAGACACUUGGGCUAGACUGCUCAAUACCAUCCCUCUGGACAACAAUCUCCCUAGCGCAGACUCCUCUUUCACCUCCGCCACUGCGUCUGCCUCCGCUUCUGGCUCUGGUGGUUCGCGGUCGUCUACCGCAGCACCUACCACUCUCACUCCCAGUUCGUCUUUUGGCUCCUCUGUCUCUGCACGAAUGCAUAUAAUGUUUGACCCGUUACCUUCCUUCCCUGCAAACUGCGACUACAUCUCUGCCUCCGAGAACUCGGACACAGAGGCAGAAGACCACGACCUAGAACGGCAUCGGGCCUACAGGCGGCGAAGUCAGCCCCGAAGUCAAUCUCAGUCUCAAUCGCAGACGCCAACGCAGACACAGAACCCUGCACAACCCCAGUCCGAGAGCAACACGCCCACUGAUAGUUCUGCACCCACUGCUUCUUCCUUCACACUCGAGAAUGAAGCAGCGGGCCUACAACUACUCCAUGACACCCUCAACCUUCUAAGCAGACGGGAUGACAUCCCCGACGAAUGGUGGGCGACCGCCGGCCUGACACGCAUCAUUAAUCGCGAACUGAACCGUGAAUUAAGUCGUGAUCAAAACGCCGAGUGA
Messenger RNA from Trichophyton rubrum CBS 118892, 1341 nucleotides. RefSeq lists its product as uncharacterized. The coding region runs from base 1 to 1341 and encodes 446 amino acids. NCBI's taxonomy places the organism in Eukaryota, Fungi, Ascomycota, Eurotiomycetes, Onygenales, Arthrodermataceae. The record is from RefSeq and is a predicted model, not a curated record. The transcript is spliced from 2 exons.